CGGGACUGGAGUGUUUAUCGUUUUUGUGGUCGCGCUGUGGUUUCGCGCGUGUUUUGCUCGCGGAAAGAGGUUGCGACCAUGAGCUCGGUGCAGGAAGAGAAGCCCCCUGGCGACGGCCAACCCAAGACCCAUGUCCGGGAACUGAGGAAUACGGAGCUGGUGUCACGAUUGCUGGCCGCGACGCCUCCUUACCUCUACAGCGCUUUACCGCUUCAACCGCACGCUUUCUUCUUUAGCGAAAUGUUGAGGUCGUUUGUCAACGCGCGUCACGGGUGCCGACCGCCACAUUACCAUCGGCGCUUCAAGCGCAGGACUCACAAAUACUUCGCUGAGAACGAAACCGAAUGGCGCCGAGAAUGGCCGAAACAGGAGGAAGAGAAGAAACCACCGGAGACGCGUCCAGAAGUUCCAUUAGAAUUGACCGUCGAUAAGCACCCAAGGAUGCGUGAAGCGUCUCCUAGGAGAAUGUCUCCUAAAACAGAGCAAGCUAAAUCUAGCGGCAGUCCUGGUCCCCCUGGAAGACACUCUUCGUUCGUUGAUGUCGGGACGGAGGAACUGCCGAAACCAUCGCCUUGCGUUGGACGAAACCCACCAGAAAAUGUCGUACCGCAGUCAAACUUAAUACUUCCUCCUCCUCCACCGAUGUGGUAUCCACCGCUUUACAAUCCUCAAUUUGGCGUAGAUCCUUUAAAUUUCUUCAUAGACCUGCGCGUUUCUGGCCACAUUUACGACAGGAAGAGGGCAAUGCCUGAGGGUAUGGAAGUCAACCAGGAGAUAAGGACUGAGGAAUCAGCUGAUAAGAGAAUAGGAAAAGAAUUCGGUAGACCUCGACAUUUGUCGGCUUUCUCUGUGCCGGUACGUUCGACUGCUAUCGAUGGUUCGGAGAAAUAUUUGAAUAUCAGCAGGCUGGGGAAGGUGAACGGGACGUCACACAUAAUGAAGAAUUUGAAACACAUGUAUGAUAGUCUGCGGAAUUCACGAGAAAAUAAAGAUGAAUCCAAAGUUUGCAAUGACGAAGAGGCUAAAGCCGAAUCAUCGGAUUUAGAUGAUGAUAUAAUUGAUUAA
This is a messenger RNA of Manduca sexta (tobacco hornworm), 1065 nucleotides long. RefSeq lists its product as uncharacterized. Bases 79 to 1065 code for a protein of 328 amino acids. The record is from RefSeq and is a predicted model, not a curated record. Lineage: Eukaryota; Metazoa; Arthropoda; Insecta; Lepidoptera; Sphingidae. The transcript is spliced from 2 exons.